AUGUCCGCCGACACCGUCGACAAAAAGGAGGUCGAGGAGGGGUCAACGAAUACCGUACCUCAUGGCUCGACCCUAUUUGUCUCGAAUUUGCCAUAUAAUGCGACAUCAGUCGAUUUGCAGACCUUGUUCUCUGACAUCGCACCUGUCAGAUCCGCAUUUGUUGUCACAGAGCACGGAACUGGAGUGUCGAAGGGUGUCGGAUACGUUUCAUUCGCACUGAAGGAAGAUGCGCAGGCUGCUUUUGAAAACAUAACCAAGGAGGGCAUCAGUCUUGUAGGAAGAAAGUUGCGUGUACAGUGGGCAGACUCAAAGCCUAAAGAAAAGGGAGAGAAGGGGGAAAGAAAAGAAGUCGUCAAGAAGGAACCCAAGCCCCGACCUGCACACCAACAACCUAGGCUUCCCCAUGACCCCUUUGCAACACGUACUAUCGUAAUAUCUGGACUACCUCCUGGUCUGGAUUCCAAGGUGCUAUGGAAAAAAAUCAGGAAAUACGAAGGAGCAGAAAAGGUCGAUUGGCCAAUAAAAGAUGAAGAGGGAAACGAAGAUCCUACAACAGCCCAUGUCCUAUACACAUCUUCUAGCCAGGCCUACGAAGCCGUCAACAAAUUACACGCACAUGUCUACAAAGGCUGCCUUCUUUCCGUAACCCUUAAAAAACGGCUCGACACCCUUUCCAAACCUACUACCACGGUUGCCAAAGGCAGCGAGUCUCUGCCAACCUCUGGAAAAGGCAAAGCUGUAGCAGCGCCGAGCCAUGCGAGUCGUCUUAUCGUGCGCAAUAUUCCUUUCAACGCUACCGAGCAGGAUCUGCGAGCCAUUUUUCUACCAUACGGACCCAUUUAUUCAAUACAUAUACCUCUGGAUGAUAAGGGUAACAAGAAAGACAAGGAUCGCGAACCGGACGUGCCAGAAAGUAGCACGGCUGCGGCGUAUGCGGCUGCUAAGAAGCCCAGGACGAAAGGAUUCGCAUUUGUGUGGAUGUUGAGUAAAAAAGAUGCGGAGAGGGCGAUGGAGGGUUGUAACGGUAUGGUUAUGCGUGCAGGGACCGCGGAGGCUCUUGUAUCGGAGAAACAGAAAAAGAAAAAGCUUCUGCGGCUAGAAAAGAAGGCAGCAGCGAGGGCGGCCGGCAAGGAAGUGAAAGCUGAGAAUGAGGGCGAGAACGAAGAUGAAGACAUGGACAAACCUAAGGCGGAUGACAAACGUGCUACGGAACGUGUUAUUGCGGUGGAUUGGGCAUUGAGUAAAGAAAAGUGGAAGGAAGAGAAAGCUAAGAUGGAUGAGGAUAUUGAAAUGAGAAGUGCAUCAGGUUCGGGUUCAAGUGACAGCGGUAGUAGCGCCGAGAGCGACGAGGAGAGCGAUGGUGGUCUAGGAGUGCACGAUGGAAGCGAAAGUGAUAGUGAUGAUAGCGAGUCGGACGUAUCCCGCGACGAGAGUGAUGAGGAGGAACCCGUCAAACCUCAGCUACCGGCUCCAGAAGCUGGAACGACACUUUUCAUCCGCAAUAUUCCUUUCAACGCUACAGAAGAUGAACUGAGAACACUAUUCCGUUCAUUUGGCCCUCUUCGUUAUGCACGUAUCACCAUGGAUCACGAAACGGGUCGUUCAAGAGGUACUGGAUUCGCCUGCUUCUGGAACAUCGAAGAUGCAGACAGAGCAGUACAACAAAGUGAACUGUUGCGUUCAGAAACGACCGGUCAAGCUCCGAAGAAAAAUCCAUUCUCCUUACCUUCAAUUCUCACCCCCGAUCCUUCAUCCAGCUUAGCCCAGAGUUUGGUGCUUCAUGGACGAACUCUUGAUGUUGUCAGAGCAGUUACAAGAGACGUCGCUGGUAAAUUGAAGGAGACCAAUGAAAGAGCCCGCGAAAAAGCAGAUAAAAGAAACAUGUACCUCAUUCGCGAAGGAGUUAUUAUGCCCAACACACCUGCGUCUGAGAACCUGACUCCGGCCGAGAUUGAGCGACGCACAAGUUCUUUUAACGCUCGUCGUGCCCUUCUCAAGAGCAACCCCUCCUUGUUCAUUUCCAAGACCCGUCUCAGUGUCCGCCAAAUUCCCAUAUUUGUUACCGAGCGUAUGGUCAAGCGCCUCGUAACACACUCAAUCAAGGCAUUCAACGCCGAAGUCAAACAGGGGACACGCGCACCUCUCAGCGCCGACGAGCUCGCCGACCCGCUAACUGAAAAACCCGCAGAACCAAAAUUGCCCAUCAAACUCAAUGACGAAUCUGAGUCGGAGGAUGAGAACCAGGACAAGAAAAAGAAAAAGAAGAAAGGCAAAUUCACUGGCCGCGAUACGGGCGUAAAACAGAUUAAGAUUGUACGUCAGGCCGAACGCAUAGACCCAAUCACCGGCAAGGGCCGGAGCAAAGGGUACGGUUUCGUUGAGAUGCAUCGGCACUCCGACGCCCUACGUUUCCUUCGAUGGGCAAACAAUAACACGAACGUCAACGAUCUAUUCGAUGCGUGGUGGAAGGACGAGUUAGAGAACAUGCUCAAAGCGGAGAGGGCAAAGGAUGCAGACGCGAGGGAUGAUGCUCGGAUCAAGAGGUUGAAAGAAGAAAUUGAUAGGGCGGAGCAGCAUCCUGGGGGCAAGAAAGGCAAAGGAACACUUAUUGUGGAAUUCUCAAUUGAGAACAUUCAAGUAUUGCAGCGCAGGGCGGCAAUGCAGAGCACUCAGAAAAAUCCAGAUGCUGCGAUUAAAGGUCCAUCGACGGACAAAAAACGUAAAUCAGAGCCAGAGGAAAGGCAUACCCAAAAAUCUGAUGAGCGAUCUCCUAAAAAGCGUCGCACUGGAAAUGAAAAGACCAAACCUGAGCCAGAAAAGGAAACCAAGUCAAUACCCAGCAACCCAUUGGGUUCUAUAAUCGGUAGAAAACGCAAGGAACGUAAGGCAGGAGGAAAGAAAGGGGGAAAUGAAUCUAAACAACAAGACACAGAAACCUUUCAGUGA
Psilocybe cubensis is the source of this 2946-nucleotide messenger RNA. RefSeq lists its product as uncharacterized. The coding region runs from base 1 to 2946 and encodes 981 amino acids. Lineage: Eukaryota; Fungi; Basidiomycota; Agaricomycetes; Agaricales; Agrocybaceae. The transcript has 9 exons. Gene Ontology annotation, molecular function: RNA binding. The record is from RefSeq and is a predicted model, not a curated record.